AUGGAGAAUAGUCUUGGAUGGGUUUGGGUACCAAAGCUGGCUUUUCUACUCUUCGGAUUUUCUCUGAUCAGCCUGAAUCUUCAAGUCACCGGUUCACAAGUUAAGGGUUUUACAUCAUUGCGGUUCCUGACUGAGCCUUCAGAUGCUGUCACCAUGCGCGGAAGUAAUGUGCUGCUGAAUUGCACAGUGGAGUCUGAUCAAGGAAUUCCUGUCAUCAAGUGGAAGAAAGAUGCAGUCUUCUUAAACCUGGCAGUGGAUGAAAGGAGACAGCAGAUGGCCAAUGGUUCCCUCUUGAUACAAAGUAUAGUCCAUUCCAGGCACCAUAAGCCAGAUGAGGGUCUCUACCAGUGUGAGGCCUCUUUAGAAGGCAUUGGGGCUAUCAUCAGUCGGACAGCUAAAGUCACUGUAGCAGGACCAUUGAGGUUUCUUUCCCAGACAGAAUCUGUCACAGCUUUUGCAGGAGACACAGUGUUGUUAAAGUGUGAAGUAGUUGGAGAGCCUAUGCCGAUGGUACACUGGCAAAAAAACCUGGAGGACCUGAUCCUGAGCCCCAGUGACACCCGAGUGGCUGUCUUGCCCUCUGGAGCUUUACAGAUUAGCAGAAUCCAAGCGGGAGACAGUGGGAUCUAUAGAUGCCUUGCAAAAAAUCCUGCUAGUUCCAGAACUGGAAAUGAAGCAGAAGUCAGAGUUUUGACAGAUCCAGGUUUGCACAGACAGCAAUUUUUCCUGCAGAGACCGUCAAAUGUGGUAGCCCUUGAGGGAAAAGAUGCCGUUCUUGAGUGUUGUGUUUCCGGGUUUCCCACACCCACCUUCACAUGGAUGCGAGGAGAUGAAAUUAUUCCUGUCAGAUCCAAAAAAUAUUCAUUAUUGGCUGGCAGUAACUUACUUAUUUUUAAUGUGACUGAUGACGAUUCUGGGACAUACACUUGCAUUGUCAGCUACAAGAAUGAGAACAGUAGUGCCUCUGCAGAGCUCACAGUUAUGGUUCCUCCAUGGUUUUUAAAUCACCCUUCAAACCUCUAUGCCUAUGAAAGUAUGGACAUUGAGUUUGAAUGUGCUGUCUCUGGUAAGCCUGUCCCUACCGUGGAUUGGAUCAAGAAUGGAGAAGUGGUCAUUCCUAGUGAUUAUUUUCAGAUAGUGGGUGGCAGCAACUUGCGGAUUCUGGGCCUCGUAAAGUCAGAUGAAGGUUUUUACCAGUGUGUAGCUGAAAAUGAUGCUGGGAAUGCACAGACCAGUGCACAGCUAAUCAUCCCUGAGCCGGCUAUCCCAAGUUCCAGUGUCCUCCCCUCUGCUCCCCGAGAUGUGGUCCCUGUUUUGGUCUCCAGUCGAUUUGUCCGUCUCAGCUGGCGCCCACCUGCAGAAACUAAAGGGAAUAUCCUGGCAUACACUGUCUACUUCUCCAGGGAAAGCAUCAACAGGGAACGGGCACAGAACACAACACAGUCUGAGACACUUCAGCUUACAGUGGGAAAUCUGAAACCAGAGGAGACUUACACAUUCCGAGUGGUGGCAUAUAAUGAAUGGGGACCAGGAGAGAGCUCGCAAUCCAUCAAGGUUGUCACGCAGCCUGAAUUGCAAGUUCCAGGGCCAGUAGAAAACCUGCGGGCUGUAUCUACCUCACCUACCUCAAUUCUUCUUUCCUGGGAACCCCCUGCCUAUGCAAAUGGUCCAGUCCAAGGUUACAGAUUGUUCUGCACAGAGACUGCUACUGGAAAAGAACAGAAUAUAGACGUUGAUGGACUAUCAUACAAACUGGAGGGGCUGAAAAAAUUCACGGAAUACACCUUACGAUUCUUGGCUUAUAACCGCUAUGGCCCUGGGGUGUCCACUGAAGAUCUUACCGUCAUGACGCUUUCUGAUGUACCAAGUGCAAUGCCUCAGAAUGUCUCCUUGGAAGUGGUUAAUUCAAGGAGCAUCAAAGUUAGUUGGCUACCUCCACCAUCAGGCACACAAAAUGGAUUUAUUACCGGCUAUAAAAUCCGACACAGAAAGACUACCCGCAGGGGUGAGAUAGAAACACUGGAGCCAAACAACCUCUGGUACUUGUUCACAGGACUUGAUAAAGGAAGCCAGUACAGUUUCCAGGUAGCUGCCAUGACAGUCAAUGGGACAGGACCCUCCUCAGAUUGGUAUACAGCAGAAACUCCAGAGAAUGAUCUUGAUGAAUCUCAGGUUCCUGAUCAGCCAAGCUCUCUUCAUGUCAGGCCAUUGACAACCAGUAUCGUCAUGAGUUGGACUCCACCACUGAAUCCAAACAUUGUUGUACGAGGAUACAUCAUUGGCUAUGGAGUGGGCAGCCCAUAUGCUGAGACAGUGCGAGUAGACAGCAAACAGCGCUACUAUUCCAUUGAAAACUUGGAGCCAAGUUCCCAUUAUGUAAUUUCUUUAAAAGCCUUUAACAACGUGGGUGAAGGAGUCCCUCUCUAUGAAAGUGCCACCACUAGAUCAUUGACAGAUCCCAUUGAUCCAUUAGAAGUUGAUUUUUAUCCUUUGCUUGAUGAUUUCCCUACCUCAGUCCCAGAUAUCUCCACCCCCAUGCUCCCACCAGUAGGUGUCCAGGCUGUUGCACUUACCCAUGAUGCAGUGAGAGUCAUCUGGGCAGACAACUCUGUCCCAAAGAAUCAAAAGACUACUGAGGUUCGCUUUUACACUGUCCGUUGGAGAACCAGCUAUUCUACAAGUGCUAAAUACAAGUCAGCAGAUACAACAGCUUUGAGCCAUAGUGUAAUAGGCCUUAAGCCAAACACUAUGUAUGAAUUCUCUGUCAUGGUAACAAAAGGUCGAAGGUCAAGCACGUGGAGCAUGACUGCACAUGCCACAACAUAUGAAGCAGCACCAACCUCUGCACCCAAGGAUUUGACAGUCAUUACUCGGGAGGGGAAGCCUCGAGCUGUCAUUGUCAGCUGGCAGCCUCCAUUAGAAGCCAAUGGAAAAAUUACUGCUUAUAUUCUGUUCUACACCUUGGACAAGAAUGCUCCAAUUGAUGACUGGGUUAUGGAGUCAAUCAGUGGUGACCGACUUACUCAUCAAAUCAUGGACCUCAACCUAGAUACAGUGUAUUACUUUAGAAUCCAAGCUCGCAAUGCCAAAGGAGUGGGACCGCUCUCUGACCCUAUUCUCUUCCGGACUCUGAAAGUCGAGCACCCUGACAAAAUGGCUAAUGACCAAGGUCGUCAUGGAGAUGGGGCCUAUUGGCCAGUUGACACGAACUUGAUUGACAGAAGCAGCCUUAAUGAACCUCCCAUAGGGCAGAUGCACCCUCCACAUGGCAGCGUAACGCCUCAAAAGAACAGCAACCUUCUAGUAAUCAUUGUGGUCACCGUUGGGGUCAUUACAGUGGUGGUGGUGGUGAUCGUGGCUGUGAUCUGCACCAGGCGUUCUUCAGCGCAACAGAGGAAAAAGCGUGCUACCCAUAGUGCUGGGAAAAGGAAGGGCAGCCAGAAAGACUUGAGGCCCCCAGACCUCUGGAUACACCAUGAAGAGAUGGAGAUGAAGAAUAUUGAAAAGCCAUCAGGUUCUGACCCCUCAGGAAGAGACUCGCCGAUGCAGAGCUGUCAAGACAUCACGCCAGUCAGCCACAGCCAGUCUGAAACUCAGCUGGGCAGCAAGAGUGCCUCACAGUCUGGUCCUGACACAGAGGAUGUGGGAAGUAGUAUGUCCACGUUAGAACGCUCACUUGCUGCCCGCAGAGCCACACGUGCCAAGCUCAUGAUUCCGAUGGAUUCACAACCAAGCAACCCUCCUGUUGUCAGUGCCAUCCCAGUGCCAACACUAGAAAGUGCCCAGUACCCAGGAAUUCUGCCAUCUCCAACAUGUGGAUAUCCGCACCCGCAGUUCACUCUCCGGCCCGUGCCAUUCCCAACACUCUCUGUUGACCGGACCUUUGGAACAGGAAGAACGGUGAGUGAAGGACCAGUCCCACAACAGCCAUCCAUGCUGCCACAGACACAGCCUGAACAUGUCAGCAACGAGGAUGCCCCGAGCAGAACGAUUCCCACAGCCUGUGUCCGGCCUACGCACCCUCUCCGCAGCUUUGCCAACCCAUUGCUACCUCCACCAAUGAGUGCAAUAGAACCGAAAGUCCCUUAUACACCACUUUUGUCUCAAACAGGGCCUAAUCUUCCCAAGGCUCAGGUUAAAACAGCAUCACUUGGAUUAGCUGGAAAAGCACGAUCCCCUCUGCUUCCAGUCUCGGUGCCAACAGCCCCAGAAGUGUCAGAAGAGGGCCACAAACAGACAGAGGAUCCAGCUAACGUAUAUGAACAGGAUGAUCUGAGUGAACAAAUGGCCAGUUUGGAGGGGCUAAUGAAGCAACUUAAUGCUAUUACAGGCUCGGCCUUCUAACAGCUGUUGAUGAAUAGAUAAAUUGUAUUAUCCAGGAACAUUGCAGCAUACAAGUACUUCAUAUACACCACACACAUACACAACCCCAUAAAACCACCCUUUCUUCAGUACCAUUCCUUCAACGUAAGGAAGAUUCUUGAUGAGUCCUAAAAAUAAAUAACUAAAAAUACGCUACAUUACUGUAGAUCAAGCAUCUAAAGCAAUGAAAGUGUGACCCUUGCAAAUAAGUGAAACAACGACAGCAAAGCCCGAGGUGAUGCCACUUGAUUGCUCAUUUUGAUCUGCUCGCCUUUGUAAUACUUGAGGUGUCAUGACUAUCUCACAGUUUACUUAAUAGAGGUGUGUAGUUCUUGGUGAAAAUCUAGUUUUAUGUCAUUCAAAUGUAUUUUUAAACAUAUACCAUGCCAUAAUGUGUCAGUGUGGAAGUUCACUCUUCGUGUUUUUUGUUUUUGUUUUUUAUAUACUUUUUUGAUAUGAAAGCACCCGUAACAAAUAAUCACGACAUAGCACCAAAGGAUUGGAAGUGUUACCAACAGCACAAAACAAGACAAAUAACUCCCAUUUCUUUUGUAAUUUCAAUCACUCAUCCUGCGCAAGCAGUGUGCAUUAGCGAGUUGCUGGAAAGUCCACCCAUUUUUGCAAGCAUUUGGAAAUCCUCCCAUAGGUAACAUUUUAUAUCUGGCUACAGAGAAUGGGAACAUAAACAAAAUCUGCAUUGGUGGCAUGCUGCCAGCUGCCGUAGACUUACAAAAAGAGGGUAUGAUAUGCAAUCUUCUCUGACACACAGUAAUGAUGUGCUUAAGCUUGGACUAGAACACUUCUAAAUAUGGGUGGCCUUUGUGCCAUACUGCACUGGGAUGACAUCUGAAAGCUCCUCCAAGGCCACCUUUCGCAGCAGCAAGAGGCAAAUGGGUGAAGUUCCUCCCACCCUUUCUCUACUGCUCCACCUCUUGUUUGAGACUCCUCAGUUCCAUGAACUCUGUGAUUCAGUCACCAAUGGCUUCUCCUUAACUCAGUGGAAGCUGCGGAAAUUGGAAAGCAACCCUAGGUCAGGCACAGUGGAAGAUGGGACGUAUCGGUUAGCAGUGAUGGACACAGCACAGUUUUUACAGACAAGCAACAGAUUCAAGAAAAUGAACUAAGAAGCUGGUGCAUAAUUGGGAAACAAAUUACAGGUGCUUGAUUGCAGUAGGAUAUUCCUUGUUCAGUCAUAGUUAAAAAACAGCCAACCAACCAACCACAAUUUAGCAUCAGGACACUGAUGUGAACUUAGAGGAACCCUUUCAGUGUUCUCCCCCCUUUUCUAGUAGUCUAGCUUCAUAUUACAGUGUUUAUUGAUAACUAUAACUGUUUGAAUUGACUAAAUUUUGUGAGCAUACUUUUUAUUGCUGAAUUUUCAGCUGCAUUCAGAGUUAAUCCCUGUUUAUGCAGCUGAAUCACCAAAAGGGAACUAAUUUGCAUAUUUAUCAGUUAGGCGGCUGCAAAACCCAAUAAGAGAGUUUCAGAUGAAUUACUCCAUUCAGUUCUGCCUUUGAUUUCAAGCUUGAGUAGGUCAUAAUUUUAAAAGAGCACGGAAGGGCUGGGAUCUUUACAACCUAAUAGUUCCUUUUAUUAGGUGGGUAAUUAUAUGUGAAUCCCUGAAUAAAAUAUUUUGAGUAAAAUGGCACUGUAACAGAAGUAAUAAUUCAGAUUAUUUUCUACGGUCAUGUAUUGGGGAGGAAAUCAGAUGCAAAGGAUGGAAUUCAAAUGCUUCAUUAGGAACUCUAGUAUGUUUGUGAAAAUGUUUCUUACCAAAAUGUAUUUUUAUUCAAUUGACUAGGAUUUCAGUCAGAUAUUUCCUAAGAGUUAAGGAAGUCAUAUCUGUGUGAGAGGUUGAGUUUUUAUGUUCUGUCAGAUUUGUAACUAAGAACUUCCACUGAAAACAAAGCAAGCAAAUCUGUCAUGAUGACAACCAAAUUCAUAGUCCUGGUAUUGGAUCCCAUGAUGUCCCAGCCUACUAUCUUGUUUCUGCAAGGCAGGUUUGAAUACACCUUUCUGAAAAAGAGCCUCUUCCCUGCUAGCAGAGAUUGUCAGUUAUUUUGAAAUAGGUCCAUAGGGCCAAAUUUUGCACUCUCUUAUCCUGGAGUAAGGCUGAGUUACUCUGGAAAACAGGAUCUGACUCAUAGGACUUUAACGAGGGGCUUUUAAUCAUAGAACAUUAACCCCAAACUGGUACAAAAUUAUCUAAAAUAUGUGAUGGAUAAACCUCAAAAGAUUUGACAACUGGAUUUUGUUUCGAUAAGCAACCAAAUAUUCAGAUCUUAUUUGAACAUUGGUUAUUGUGUUGGCUGUUCUGUGGCAUUGAUUAUCAUAUCCAUUUUGUGAAUGCAACUCCCACUGAUUUAAAUGUUAGACCCUUGUAUGUCUGCAAAAUUGGUCUGGAUUUCUCUUGAGGACAGCCUUUCUUGUGAAUUCUAAAGCAUUUCCAUCUCUAUACUCAGCCAGAAACAGGAAAUGAAAAAAGAAAUGCAAAAUUUCAGAACCUGAAGAAGAUCCGGAACAAGUUUGGUUUUAGAUAUCUGUGAGUCUUCAGGAAGAGGAGAUUCUUAAAUUUUACAUAGUAAUUCAGUCAUCCCUAGUUUGCAGGCAUUUGCAGCCGUAGCUGUGUCCUAAUAUAGAUGUCAGUCCUUCAAACACUUGUGUUUAACUUUAUAGAAGUGAGUUGUGUCAUCUAAGUCAAUACAGCUUUGCAGGACUGGGGACAAAAUCUAAGCUAAAAUAAAUUCCUGUGUUCUCUAUUCUAUAAAUAAACUAUGGGAAAGAACAGCUCAGUGUGCCCUUGUUGCCAAGAAGGCUAAUGGCAUUUUGGGCUGUAUAAG
Terrapene triunguis (Three-toed box turtle) is the source of this 7202-nucleotide messenger RNA. RefSeq names its product DCC netrin 1 receptor (gene DCC). Gene Ontology annotation, molecular function: protein binding. NCBI's taxonomy places the organism in Eukaryota, Metazoa, Chordata, Testudines, Emydidae. Bases 1 to 4344 code for a protein of 1447 amino acids. The record is from RefSeq and is a predicted model, not a curated record. Gene Ontology annotation, biological process: cell-cell adhesion. The transcript has 29 exons. Gene Ontology annotation, cellular component: membrane.